Molecule: messenger RNA, 1794 nt
Organism: Condylura cristata (star-nosed mole)
Lineage: Eukaryota; Metazoa; Chordata; Mammalia; Eulipotyphla; Talpidae
Gene: MRPL38
Product: mitochondrial ribosomal protein L38
Exons: 8
Coding region: 759-1685 (308 amino acids)
Cellular component (GO): mitochondrial large ribosomal subunit
Source: RefSeq, a predicted model, not a curated record
UGGCCGCCGCGGGGCCCCUCGGUGCCGCCCCGCCUCGCCGGCCCUCGUGUGCCCUGGAGGCGGCGGCCUCCCUGCUCGGUUGACUUAGCCCCGGCGGAGUUGUCACACCUCUUGGUGCCCCCGGCUUGGAAGAUGAUUAGCGUUCCGUCGUGGAUGUCCCUGCUCCCACAACCCCGUCCUCACGCCCCCAUCGGGUUGGAACACCCCUCUGUGCACCGAAAUAGCGAACACAGUCCUGACUGCGCUGUGGCCUUUCUUCCCACCCAAAUGCCAAGCUCCCUGAGAGCGGGGCCAUGCUGGGCUUGGUCUCCUCUAGCUCCCGCAGCGUGAAGGCAUGGCACCAGGUGGGCAGUGUUGAAAGCCCUGAGUCAGGGACCCCUGAGCAGCUUGCACUUCACUCAUUGAAUCCUUGCUUUGGCGACCAAGGGCACUGGGUGGAAUUCAUGCAACCUGAUUUAAACUCCAGGCAGUGUCCUAGGAGUGACUUCCCCGAGCUUCUGUUUCCUCAACUGUAAAAUAAAAUAAUUGGAUCUAUGCCACAAAAACAGGAUUUAAGGUCACAGCCCACUGGAAUUCUUAGACUAAAGCUGGCCCUGACGAGGGUUCAGUGCAUCUUACUGGUAUUGCCUAAAGAAAACGAGAGUUUGGCACUGAAGGUUUUCUAGCACUUGUGGGACCAGCGGCUCUGGCCUGGCCUGGGAGCUUGUCAGCAAUGCUGAGUGCCAGGCCCCUCCCUCACCUGCUGAAUGAGAAUGUAAAUGGUUGUCGGACCCCUGGUGGCACAAGGGGAUCCCAGCGACAAGACUGACAUCGGGCUACCUCCUCCGAAGGCCAGCCGGACCCAACAGCUGCUAGAGCGCAAACAGGUCCUCCGAGAGCUUCGGGCCAGUGUGGAGGAGGAGCGGGCCGCCCGCCUUCGGACAGCGAGCAUCCCCCUGGAGGCCGUGCGGGCCGAGUGGGACAGGACCUGCGGCCCCUACCACAAGCAGCGCCUGGCGGAGUACAACGGCCUCUACCGAGACCUGUUCCGCGGUGCCACCUUUGUGCCCCGAGUGGCCCUGCACGUAGCCUACGCCGUGGGGGAGGACGAAGUGAUGCCUGUGUACCAGGGCAAUGAGGUCACGCCCGCUGAGGCGGCCCGGGCCCCAGAGGUGACCUAUGACGCAGACCAGGGCUCCCUGUGGACACUGCUGCUCACCAACUUGGAUGGACACCUGCUGGAGCCGGAUGCUGAAUACGUCCACUGGCUGGUAACCAACAUCCCGGGCGGCCAGGUGGCUGGAGGACAGGAGGCAUGUCCCUACCUACCCCCCUUCCCUGCCCGAGGCUCUGGCUUCCACCGCUUCGUCUUUUUACUCUUCAAGCAGCACAAGCCCAUCGAUUUCUCCGGGGAUACCCGGCCCUCACCCUGCUACCAGCUGGCCCAGCGAACCUUCCGAACUUUCGAUUUCUAUAAGAAACACCAGGAAGCCAUGACUCCAGCCGGCCUGGCCUUCUUCCAGUGCCGCUGGGAUGAGUCAGUCACCCGCGUCUUCCAUCAGCUUCUGGACAUGCCGGAGCCUGUGUUUGAAUUUGUGCGGCCGCCGCCUUACCACCCCAAGCAGAAGCGCUUCCCCCACCUACAGCCCCUGCGCUACCUGGACCGGUACAGGGACAGUCACGAGCCCACCUAUGGGAUCUACUGAGCGGCGGGGCCUCCCGAGGCCCCCACCACCCGCAGGCUCCCCCGCCAGUCCCACCUGAGGACUGGCGGCAGCAGGGUGGGGUGUGAAUAAAGGUGAUAGAGGUGGUUUC